CCUAUUUGUCGACGCGGAAGGAUCUGCGUUGGGAGCAACGCCGUUACACGACGACGAGUCAGAGCGAAAUAACGCUUUAAAUAUUUCUUUUUAAAAAAAGACAGGGCUUAAAACGUUCAGCUGACGCGAUUUAAGGUAGAACAUCUUCGAUCUGACCUGCGCCGAAAUUUGCUGAGGUGUGUCAUUCAGCCUUCGACACUUUCUCGCAGAGGACAGGAAGACACAGUUCAUAAUGGAUGAGGAAUAUGAUGUGAUCGUUUUGGGCACUGGACUGACGGAGUGCAUCCUGUCGGGGAUCAUGUCCGUGAAUGGAAAGAAGGUUUUGCACAUGGACAGGAACCCUUAUUAUGGCGGGGAGAGCUCCUCCAUCACACCAUUGGAGGAGCUAUACAAGCGCUUCGGCCUGCCGGACAGUCCGCCAGAGUCCAUGGGCAGAGGAAGGGACUGGAAUGUCGACCUCAUCCCCAAAUUCCUCAUGGCCAAUGGCCAGCUGGUGAAGAUGCUGCUGUAUACAGAAGUGACUCGCUAUCUGGACUUUAAGGUGGUGGAAGGCAGUUUUGUGUAUAAAGGAGGGAAGAUCUACAAGGUGCCCUCUACAGAAUCCGAGGCUCUUGCUUCCAAUCUGAUGGGCAUGUUUGAGAAGAGACGGUUCCGGAAGUUCCUGGUUUUUGUGGCCAACUUUGAUGAGAAUGACCCCAAAACCUUUGAGGGAGUGGACCCUAAAACUACCACCAUGCGAGACGUGUAUAAGAAGUUUGACCUGGGACAAGAUGUGAUCGAUUUCACAGGCCACGCUCUGGCCCUCUAUAGGACAGACGAUUACCUGGAUCAGCCUUGUCUUGAGACCAUUAACCGCAUUAAGCUGUACAGUGAAUCACUGGCUCGCUAUGGGAAAAGCCCAUAUCUGUAUCCUCUGUAUGGGCUCGGAGAACUGCCUCAGGGAUUCGCCAGAUUAAGUGCAAUCUAUGGUGGAACUUACAUGCUUAACAAGCCGGUGGAUGAGAUUGUUAUGGAGAAUGGACGUGUGGUGGGGGUGAAGUCUGAAGGAGAGGUCGCUCGCUGCAAGCAGCUCAUCUGUGACCCCAGUUAUGUUCAGGACCGUGUGCGCAAAGCUGGUCAGGUGAUCCGUGUCAUCUGUAUUCUCAGCCAUCCAAUCAAGAACACCAAUGAUGCCAACUCCUGUCAGAUCAUCAUACCUCAGAACCAAGUGAACCGCAACUCUGAUAUAUAUGUGUGUAUGAUCUCAUAUGCUCAUAAUGUGGCUGCUCAGGGCAAGUACAUUGCCAUAGUCAGCACCACAGUAGAGACCAGUGACCCCGAGACUGAGAUCCAACCCGCUCUGGAGCUUCUGGAGCCCAUCGACCAGAAGUUUGUGGCUAUCAGCGAUCUGUAUGAGCCGUCAGAUGAUGGAUCAGAGAGUCAGAUUUUCUGCUCUAGAGCGUACGACGCCACCACCCACUUUGAGACAACCUGCAACGACAUUAAGGACAUCUACAAGCGCAUGACGGGAACUGACUUUGACUUUGAGAACAUGAAGCGGAAACAGAACGACGUGUUCGGGGAAGACGAGCAGUGAGGGUGCGGGGGCCGCAGUGUGUGUGGGGGUGAAAGGUCGAAUGAGGUUGAGUGACGGGGCAGGGCACAGGGUCAUCUCUGGAAAACGACAAGGAGUGAGGGAAAGACAGAAGAAAAGGAAAGCAGGCAGAUCCUGAAUAGAAGUUUGAACCUGUAGAACAUAAUGCUGUUGUCAACCCUGGUACCCCCGUAGCCCACCCAGUUCUACCUUCACCCCACACAUGCAGACACAGACACAAACACUUAGCCUUCUCUCUUCAACUUUCCCUUUCUCAUCUUCUGCCUGUCUGUGCUGCACUCUUCAUGCUGUACAUUUCUACCAUUUCCAUGUCUUUGUUUAGUUCCUUGUGGUUUGAGCAUUCCGUAGUGCACCGUGGUGAGAGAUGUGCUGGGUGGUUAUGGAUGGAUGCAGAGUUCACAUAUGUGGUUGUCCUAAAAUAGUUUUUUGAACUUGAAAUUAUUGCAUACACACUCCCCGGAGUGGCUUAUCUAAAAUGUUGAUAUGCAGCACAUUCUCAUAGACACAUAUAAAAUGAAAAUGAUCAUUUUAAGACUUUAUUCAGCACUUGCAAUGGUCCGUUUUUUAUAAUAUCUAAUACCCUUAGCGUGCAAUGUUCAUAGCUUACAUUAAAGGGACAUUCCGGCUUAAAACUAACAUUAAAUAUGUUGUCAUGUUAUGUAAUACUCUUUAGCUCAGCGAUAUAUCCCGCAGCCUCCUUGGUUUGACAGAAAUGAUUUUGUAUCCUCCUUGUGGUUUUAUCCAUCAAUGUUCUCUCACUCAGUAUCUAGCAUGCAUUACACAUAUGUCAUGCAUCCACUGGGAACCCUCAAAUAAAAAUGUCCCCUGAUGUAGAGGCUAAUAAAUACAGAUGUGACCGUGGCUAUCUAAAAACAAAUAUCCGCUUCUAGUUUUUAAAACGGUCCUCCCACCUUACAGAUACAUCAUCAGAAGGGGGAUUUUAUCGUUAAACUGGAAAAUCUCACUAUAGAGAUUACUGUGCACCAAUGUAGGAGAGAAGUGGGCAUAUUUACAUCACAUAUAUCGAUGGUUACAUCUUUAAUUUUGGCUGGAGUGCCCCGUUAACUGUUUCAGAAAUCAGGGAAACAGAUUAUUACACAAAUCCUCGUCCAUUUUAUUCAGAAGCAUUUGCAUUUAAAAACACUCAGACAUCGACUUUUCCCUGUAGAGCUCUGGCCUUGACUCCUAGAAAGUCAUGCGUUUGUGAUUUCACACAUUUCCUCCAUGCUGUGCUGUACUGUAUGACUGUAGAGGAAAGAUGUUUGCUGUUGGUGUCACCAGCUAUUGUGACUGAUGGAAUUGGGUUCUCCAUAAAGAUGAAAAUGUGAAGUAUGUAAAAUAAGAUGGAGAAACGAAUAGAGUUUGGUGUUGCCAUGUCAGCUGAAGUCUGGUAUGUGGAAGGCCACAUUAUAGUUAGGGUUAUGGUUGUGGUUAUGAUUAAAGAGGGCAUUCCGACCUAUUUAAUAAGAUGAUUCUUCAUGUUAUGUAAUAUUCUUUAGGACAGCGUUGCCCCCUUCAGCCUCAUCAGUUUGACAGAAUUCAUAGUUUUGUAUCCUCUCACUACAAUACUGAGCAUGCAUUACACAAAAACAUCAUACAAACAUUGGAAACCCUCACGUACUGAUAAAGCAAACCUCUGAGGUAGAAGAUAAAAAAUACAUAUGUGAUAUUUAUCUUCCCAGCAGUAACGUUAGCAGUCUGACUUUCUUCUGCGUCAGCCAGCAAGCCCAGUCUUUAAAAUGUACCUUCAAGAUGCAUCAUCAGAGGGCUGUUAUUCUAGCCUUUAAAUUAGAAAUAUCUCACUCUAGAUGUUCCUGUGGCACCGCUGUUGGAGGCAAGUAGGCAUGUUUACAACAGAUGUAGAAGUUUGUCUGGUGUGCCCCUUUAAGGUAAUUGCAUUAGCCUGCUUGAUUUAAAAACCAUCUGAAAUGUCAUAAGCACCUGGUGGUGUUUUUGUGAUUGUAAGUGAGGCUGUAAGACAAAGGAAUGGAAAUCAGUAGAGGGAAAGUGAAAUGUGAAGUAGUGGAGAUGGAAAUGGAACCAUGUUUGUUGCAAAGUUAGAGGUUUUCUGUUUUGUGCUGUGGUUGAUUUGACUGUGUUGCAUCCCUCCCUCUGUUAGACCUUUAACUGAACUUAAACUGUGAACUGUCAGGGUUUACAAUCAGUUGCCAACUACAAGAGAUUUUUAUUUAGCUUCUUGUGUCCAAUUCCACCCUACAAACUCCUUUGUCACCACUGACCAUUAGGGAUCCUUUGGCUGUGCCCUUGUUGUUGGCUGGAAAACCAGUUUUCCAAAUGCAAGCACACUGGAAAAAGUGAUGAGUUGAAUUCAGUUCAAAUGUAUGGAUUGUAUCAGUUCCACAUGAACAGAAAAUGCUACUAUUGGAUAUUAGAUAUUAUUAUUAUUGCCAGAAGUAAUAAACUGGAAGGUGAAAUUAUGUUAACAUUUUAUUUUCUUUUAUUUUAUGUGGAAUUAUGUACAUUCAUCUUGUUACUUUUUCAGUGCAAUUCUUGAAACUUCUUAAAAGAAAGAUGAACUACAGAUGGUACCCGUGCAAUAUGAAUGGCUGCUGUGGAGGUGCUGUUUUGGCAUGUAAGGGGUGGCGUUUGAUCACAUUCCUUUUAAGAUUUUGCUAAUAAUUCAGAUGAAUCCCCAAAAAAUUAGUAUCUCAGUCUAUAAUGAGAGAUUUCUGUGCCUCUAACAACACUGCCACAGUGUUCCAGUCCAACCUAAAGGGAAUAUAGCUGAACAUCUCCUUCUCAACCUAACAUUCCUGCAUGCCUAGAGUUUUCUGUCCCAUAUCUCAUUUAUUUGUGCAAGUUUACAUCAUCAGAAUGAUUAUAAGACUGAAAGACUUUGCGAGUUGCUUAUUGCACAAAUGAGUAGUUGUACAUUUGUUUGGCAAUCAUUGUGAGUUCCUGUAGUUUUGUAGGAUCACUGAGCAUCAAACUUAGAUACAUUCCACAAAAGCGAUGCACCUGUGGGUUUCGUUAUCUGUCACAGCCUGAUCUUAAAGGGGAAUUCCACUGAAAAGACUGGUUUCUUCUGCAGCCAUUACAUCAUGUAGAGACAUUACUGAGCCUUUGUCCAUCAUUGAUUUCUUACAUUGCAGAAAAUCAUUUAAAUUUAUUAGCUGCACUACUCCUCAAUAUUCUUGGAGAUAUGACAAUUCUUGCUCAGUUGAGUUGCAUAGUGUAUUUGCUGUCUGUUUUUAUCUUUCGUAAUAUUGUAAAUAUAAGAUUAGUUGUUUGCUUAGCUUGGAAAACACUAUAAACUACAACCCCCCAUGGUUCUGUGGUUCCAGCUAUACUUGUUGAAAUGGGAUUGUUACUAGAUUUUGAAAGUUUGCAUGAGUUAGCUAAAAUGCUAAGAUGUUUAUGAGCUUUUUUUGGCACUGUACAGUGCGUUUGGGUCUUUCCUUUUCUGGCGGACGAUUAACAGCAUCUGUGAAUAUCUCCAAUAGAUAACUAAUGAAAUGUCAGAUCUGUUAGCAACAAUCAGAACCUGAGAACCACAGCAGAGUGGCAAAGGUCUAAGUUAAGGAAUGUCUAAGCAGAGCUGUACAAUGUUGGAUGUGCUAGGAAAAAAUUAUCAAUUGAAUCCAUAAAAAAAUGAUCACAGUCAAACUCAAACAAUAGGCUUUCAUGUGUGCACAAAUAUCUUCAUUCAGAUAUUUUGUUGAAUCCCAAUGCUCAUGGAAGUUGGUCUCAAUUAUUCAUAGUCAGUUAUUUGUGAGCUAUAACUACACGGGGUGUGAGAUAUACAACAUUUCCUCACUGCCCAAAUCAAAUGCUCAGCAUUGCCGUGUGAGCUGCUAUACAGCUUAGGUUUGUGUGUUUUUGGCAGCUGUCCAUCAGGUAAAAUAAUCACUAGAUGUAAACUAAUGGGCUUGUGAUGUACAAAUGCUUGAAAGUUGUUUAGAUUGGGGCUGUAAAGUCAACAGCCAUUUAAGAAUUUACUGCUUGCCUGGUAAAAAUAAGUCCUGCUAAACACAUCUGUGGGUUCGUAAGCUAAUAUGCCCCAUGCUGCCUUUGCUGUCUUUAGCCUGUAUACUAUUUUUAGCCAAAAUGAAGUCAAUUCAAUUAAAAAUAUCAUAUUAAAUAACAAUACGCCUUAACUUUUAGGUAAUAAACUUUUCUUCUCCCGUUCAACAGAGUUUGUCUUAGCUAUUAUGCAUGUGCAUCCCACUUAUGCCUCUACCAACAAGAGGUGAGACUUCUGGUAACACAAAAAACAGCCGCCAUGUACAAACUAUACCAUUCAGUUUUCAACCAGCAAACUGUCUCCUCUAAUUAGAUUGUCUGUAUAUUAUAACGCACUGCUCAUAUGGGCACUCUCAUUGCAAUUGGCUAUGCAUUUAUGUUUUGUUUACAAUCAGGAAGUGUGGCAAUGAAUUUAAUUAUAGAACCUGUUUAAUCACUGUAAUUUCUAGAAUUCUAUACAUUUUAGAAUUUUGGUGGAAUUCCCCUUUAACUUUGCCUUAAAGCUGGACCAUUAUGACACCAUCACCAGUCUUCUCAUGAGCCUUUUCAAACCCAAACUCACCUGCAAACCUUACACAUACAUCUUCUCUGAAAAAGGCAAGCCUCUUUGUUGCACUUUGUAAAGGUCUUAACUUGGUCUGUGUUUACCUGUGAAAGAGUGCUCAUGUCACCGUGUGGUAAAUGUGCGAAGUCUAUGUGCCUGGAGAGUAACUCAAACAACUGGAAACUAAAGUUCCUUUUUUUAUUUUACUUAUUUUUUUCUCAUAAAAGCUGCGUUUGGAAUUUGUUUUCCAUCCUUAUAUUUACUUCUUGAUAACCCAUUGAUUUCUAUUUAUUUAAAUUAAAAUCAAAAUGUGUUUUUUUUUUAUCUCAUUUUGUGCCAUGUUCUUUGGUUUAGAAGAACAAGCAGAAAAUCGACAGUGACACAAUCUAUCUUUUAACUGACCUAACAUAAUAAAACUGAUGAGUAGUGAGGCCUAUGGGUCUUCUCUGAAAAACUAGUGUGUGAACAUUACCUAAUGUCCUCUUGAAUAAAUUAAACAGAUGUAUGAAUUAAAACAAUAUGAAACAAUAAAGGCACAUGAAAAACUG
This is a messenger RNA of Pygocentrus nattereri (red-bellied piranha), 6670 nucleotides long. RefSeq names its product rab GDP dissociation inhibitor alpha. Gene Ontology annotation, cellular component: cytoplasm. The transcript has 11 exons. Gene Ontology annotation, biological process: small GTPase-mediated signal transduction; vesicle-mediated transport; protein transport. The record is from RefSeq and is a predicted model, not a curated record. Lineage: Eukaryota; Metazoa; Chordata; Actinopteri; Characiformes; Serrasalmidae. Gene Ontology annotation, molecular function: Rab GDP-dissociation inhibitor activity. The coding region runs from base 233 to 1576 and encodes 447 amino acids.